Clonostachys solani is the source of this 1740-nucleotide messenger RNA. NCBI's taxonomy places the organism in Eukaryota, Fungi, Ascomycota, Sordariomycetes, Hypocreales, Bionectriaceae. The record is from the annotation of a GenBank genome assembly.
AUGAAAUUCUUAGAAUGUGUACCCGCUAGUCAUGAGCCUACUGAUACGUAUACCGUGUCGUAUGUUGAAGACCUUGAGCAACAGGUCGCGAGUUUCCAUGCUCGCCUCCAUCAACAGAGUUUUGAGACAACGGCCCAGGUUCAUAAAGGUCCUGGUACCGUUCUGACUCAAAACACGGAACCAAACAUCUACACAGAGCUUCAGGACUUCAAUGAUCCUCUAAACACAUUCUAUUUGCCCCCAAUACACUCCCACGAGAAUACAGCCUUCACAUUUGACUUCUCAUACCCAGACGAGAACCUGUUUUCUAUCGCCCAGCAGCCAGCUACACAAUUGAACAACACGGUAGACCCAAGGAGCUAUACAGUAGACACUUCGCAAUCCCUGGAAGCAUCAGUGGACGCCACAAUAGCUGAUGUUUCAGUUCGUGAAGGCGCCUCCUUCUUCCAGACAUACUUCGAGAUCAUUCACCCUCGCUAUCCCUUCCUCGACGUAGAGGAGUGCAGCACAGCCUAUCUCAACUGGAAAACAGGCGAGACAAAAUCCUUCAGCGACAAAGACUGGUCCAUGUGUCUUCUCAAGCUGAUCAUUGCCAAUGGUGCCAUCUUACAAUAUGCAUGGCUCGACCAUACAGCCCGCCGACAGCGCCAAGGAUUGGAUGUUCAAGAGCAAAAGAUUAUCUCGGAUGCCUCUUUCAACCCAUCUCGUCGAAUCCAGUUUUUGCUUCUCCACGCGUUCCUCGCGCUCCAUGGCGAAAACACUGAGCGGGUCGUGCAUAUCGUUGGCGUGGCGAUGCGUUUUGCCAUUCUGCAUGGUUUUCAUUGUCUCACCAACGAUGGCACUCACGAAGCAGACAUGAAGGUCAAAGCUUGGUGGUCCAUCUACUGCCUGGACAAAGUUGUUGCGAUAACCCUACGCAUUCCCCCCUAUCCACCGGAAGAGUGGGUUGAGACCAAACCAUCAUAUGAAGCCAAGCCCGACCCUCAGUUCUUCAUGCCCUGGGCUGCUGACAUACCGGGCUCUUCAGCCGGAGUGCUGUACAGUUUUGAUCUACGCUAUUUUGCCCACAUGUGCCAAAUCAGACGGCUUCACUCGGAGAUACUUACCACAAUGCGACGACUACCUCCCGAUUCCAGGAUCGUACGUCUGCGUGAGUUGCGGGCUGAGAUCGACGGAUGGGCUAAAAGUGAGGAGGUGUUUGCGAAUGGUCAUCUGAAUAGGGGGGGCCAUGCAAGCCCUCUUGGCGUGGUUUACGUCGGACACAUGACCCGAGUCUUGCUGUACAGCUCCAUCUCCAUCGAGGCCGCAUCGGAAAUCACGGAUGAGCUUCUUCAAGCCUGCUGUGACGCUUGUGCAACCUUUCGGGCUCUUCAAAAGAGAAAACAUCUGCCCAGACACUGGUUUGAUAUGCUCUUCAUAUUUCAAAUAGGUGUCACGAUGAUAUACAUCGUCUGGCGCCGGGCCAUUACGGUAUCAAAGGCUGUUGACCGUGCCAUCAGAGACUGUACGGCAAUACUCUCUAUAUUCGCUGACCGAUCGCAGAAUGCAGACAUGUACCGCGACUGCAUGGACCUUCUUGGGAGCAGUGUAUCGAGAGCUGCUCAGCCCGGGAACAUCGACGCAGAAUCCCGACAAGAGCUUGCAGUACUGGUCAGCCAGGUUGAGGAAAACAGGCUUGCUCCUCAUAUACAUUCCCAACUGUUAGAUAUGUGCAGGGACAGCACGAUUGAUGGUCAAUAA